Molecule: messenger RNA, 15857 nt
Organism: Anopheles nili
Lineage: Eukaryota; Metazoa; Arthropoda; Insecta; Diptera; Culicidae
Gene: mgl
Product: low-density lipoprotein receptor-related protein 2
Exons: 15
Coding region: 1-14049 (4682 amino acids)
Molecular function (GO): calcium ion binding; protein binding
Source: RefSeq, a predicted model, not a curated record
AUGGAGCUGUCAACGCCGGACGACGGAAGUGGGCGAUGGCGGGCGCGGAGAAGGCGACCCGAUGGGGCCACCCUGGUGGCCAUGUUGCUGGUGACACUCGUCCACCUGGCCAGCACCGUCCAGGCCGAGUCAUUGUUAGGAAUAGGUGGCAGUAUAUUUAGUAAUGAAACUGACGUGCCAUGUCCGUUCGGAACGUUCAAGUGCCCCGAGGGAAAGUGUAUACCGCAGACGUCCGUCUGCAACUAUCAGAAGGACUGCGAUAAGGGCGAGGAUGAGCUGAACCACUGUCCUCCACCUGAAUGUGAACCGGGCCAAAUCAGUUGCGGUCAGUACGUCUUCAACAAGACGUACUGCAUUCCGCCGCACUACAAGUGUGACAUGACAAUCGAUUGCGUUGACGGCACGGACGAGUCUGACUGCACGUACCGUAAGUGCCAAACGGAUGACAUUCGAUGCGGAGCGCCUUCUUUGGGAGUCUCGCUAAACGGACGAGUGGCGGAGAUCUGCGUGCCGAAGGAGAAACGUUGUGACGGUUACCUAGACUGUCGUACUGGCAAGGACGAAGAUGACUGUCCCGGAACGGCAUGUAGACUAGAUCAGUUCCGUUGUGCCAACGGUGUCCGUUGUAUCGAUACGGCGCUCAAGUGCAACCACAAGAACGAUUGUGGCGAUAAUUCGGACGAAGUUGGAUGUAAUUUCCCACCUUGCCACGGAGGACAGUUCCGGUGCGCAAACGCACUCUGUAUACCAGCGACUUUCCACUGCGAUGGCUACCACGACUGUUCGGAUGAGAGUGAUGAGGCAAACUGUACCGCCAUCGCUUGUCCCGACAACAAGUUCCUGUGUCCACGUGGUGGUCCGAAUGGUCAGACGAAGUGCAUCGUCAAAUCGAAGCUGUGUGACGGCAAGAGAGAUUGUGAUGAUGGUACCGACGAAGAAACAGCUUGUUCAACAACAUCCUGUCCAGCGCUUGGCUGCGAGCAUAAGUGUGGCCCUUCCUUGACAGGUGGUGUAUGCUACUGUCCAGUUGGACGUACUCUCUCACCAGAUAAUCGUACCUGUGCCGACCUGGAUGAGUGUACUGUGUGGGGUCACUGCGACCAACUUUGUACCAACACGGACGGUUCGUUCUCGUGCGCUUGUGCCACCGGUUACACCUUGACAGAGAAGACGAGAUGUGUAGCUCCGACUGCAUCCAGUUUGGAGCUGUUCUUUGCAUACGACCGGGCGAUCUUGCGUAUGAGCGCUCACGGGCAGGACUCUCGUGUGAUCGCGAACGCAACUGGUGCUAGUGGCCUUUCGUAUCACUACGCUAAGAACCUACUCUACUGGUCCGACAUCAAGACACGUAAAGUGCAGUCACAGGUGCUCGUAGACGGUGGAUUCGGUGGACAUGACUUUACGCUGCCUGGCACGUGGGCUCCGGUUGCGAUCGCCAUCGAUUGGGUCGGUGACAAACUGUACGUGGCUGAUCUGGUCGGUCAGAAGGUGGACGUCUUCGAACUGGAUGGCCGCUGGCAUGCGGUCGUGCUUGGUUCUAACCUCACAAGCCCAGCAGAUUUGGCGCUGGAUCCAACUGCUGGUCUGAUGUUCGUUGCUGACGGCAGCCAUGUCCUGCGUGCACACAUGGACGGUACCCACGCGAAGUCGAUCGUGUCAGAAGCGGCGUACAAGGCAUCCGGUGUCGCAGUGGACGUGAUCGCACGCCGAGUCUUCUGGUGUGACUCGUUGCUGGAUUACAUCGAAUCGGUGAGCUACGAAGGCGAGCGACGCGUCAUGAUUCUUCGAGGCCAACAAGUACCAAGCCCGUCUCGAUUGGCGCUGUUCGAGAAUCGCGUGUUUUGGUCAGACGCAACCAAGCAAGGCAUCAUGUCGGUGGAUCGCUUCGAAGGUUCUACCAGCAUCCAGUCAAUCUUUAAGGCAAAGGACAUCCGAGAGCCACGAGCGUUGAUCGCGGUACAUCCGCUCACACAGCCCAAGGUGUCGAAUCCUUGUGGUAACAACAACGGUGGCUGCUCGCAGAUGUGCGUCGUGACGGCAGUACAAGGUGCUCCAUCUGGACUUGGGUACCGGUGCGCCUGUCAUACCGGCUGGCAGUUGUCGAAGGAUCUGAUGAGCUGUCACCUGGUGCGGCAGUUCUUGAUGUACUCGCAGCAGCGCUUCAUCAAGGGUAAGGUACUCGACCCGGUCAUUGAGGGUUUCAGUGAUGCCAUCCUACCGGUGGUGUCUCGACGAGCGCGCUUUGUCGGACUUGAUUUCGACGCAGUCGACGAGCAUAUUUACUACUCCGAUGUCCUGCAGGACGUAAUCUACCGUGUACACCGCAACGGUACUGGACGUGAGAUUGUGCUAGCGUCACAGAAUGAAGGCGUCGAAGGGUUGGCAGUAGAUUGGGUCUCGAAGAACUUGUACUAUAUCGACAGCCGCAAGGGUACACUAAACGUACUGUCGACACGCAACACUAGCUACCGGCGCACUCUACUCAAGAACCUGAAGCGUCCGCGUGCCAUCGUAGUUCACCCGAACCGAGGUUACAUCUACUUCUCGGAAUGGGAUCGUCCUGCAAACAUUAGUCGAGCGAAUGCUGAUGGAAGUGGGCUUAUCGUGUUCCGAAAUGUGACGUUAGGUUGGCCAAACGGCUUGUCGAUUGAUUUCCGAGAGGACCGCGUUUACUGGUGCGACGCCCUGUUAGACCACGUGCAGCACUCUAGCCUGGAUGGUACAGACGUACGCACGGUGAACUCACGACUCAUUCGUCACCCAUUCUCGAUCGUCAUCCACGAGGAGUGGAUGUACAUCACCGAUUGGCGGUUGGAUGCGAUCGUACGUCUGAACAAGCUGAAUGGCGAACAGGAGGAGAUCAUGGUGCGAGAACCACAAACGAAUCGGUUGUACGGUGUGAAAGUAUAUAGUCAUGGAGUACAGAGCAUCGACGCUAGCCAGCCGUGUGGCGUCAAUAAUGGCGGUUGUGAGAAGCUCUGCUUUGCCCUACCAAGAAACGAUACUGAUAAGAUGGCUGCUGGAACGUCCCCAGCAACUGAAUCGGGCCGGCUGGUGGUGAAGUGCGGAUGUCCAUAUGGUGAGCGACUUGGGGAUGAUGGUCGUAGCUGUUUGUCGGAUCCCAACGCAGAACCUCCAGUACAGGCAUGUCCAAACACCUGGGACUUCACCUGUAACAACCAGCGAUGCAUACCGAAGUCAUGGAUUUGCGAUGGUGAUGACGAUUGCCUUGACAACUCGGAUGAGGAGCAAAAUUGUACCAAACCGACGUGUGGUGCAAACGAAUUCCAGUGUAAAUCAGGUCGGUGUAUCCCCCUCAAUUUCCGGUGUGAUCAGGAGAACGACUGUGGUGAUCACUCAGACGAGUUCGAGUGUGGAAACGUGACGUGUGCGGCAUCACAAUUCGCGUGCGAGAACGGACGCUGUAUCCCAAACAUCUGGAAGUGUGACAGCGAGAACGAUUGUGGCGAUGGAUCAGAUGAAGGUCCUUUCUGUGCGGAAAAGACCUGUGCGUACUUCCAAUUUACAUGUCCACGGACGGGCCAUUGUAUACCGCAAAGCUGGGUGUGCGACGGUGACGACGAUUGCUUCGACAAGCAAGACGAGAAGGAUUGUCCGCCUAUAACGUGUCUAGCGAACCAAUUUAAAUGUGCCGACUUACGCCAAUGUGUCGAAGAACCGUACAAAUGCGACGGAAUUCCGGACUGUAACGACGGCAGUGAUGAACUGGGCUGUCCUACUAUGGAACCAAACCAAUGUAAUCUGGAGAAGCACUUCAGAUGCCGUUCGUCUGGUGUUUGCAUUCCGAUCGCAUGGCACUGUGAUGGCUCGAACGAUUGUGAUGAUCAUUCGGAUGAGGAGGACUGCAGCAAGAUCACAUGUCCGAAUGGGUUCUACAAGUGUGCGAACGCCAAAUGCGUGUUCAAGGCGUACAUAUGCGAUGGCAAGGACGACUGUGGUGAUGGAUCAGAUGAGAGUGUUGAGCAUGCAUGCGUAACUCCGCCACAACGCUGCCCACAUGGUCAAUGGUCCUGUCCGGGAAUUACUGAACGAUGUGUCAAUAUGACGUCCGUCUGUGAUGAGGUACCGGAUUGUCCGAACGGCGCUGACGAAGGACUCGGAUGUGACCUAGAACAGUGCCAGCACCAAUCCGGCCUGUGCUCGAACGGAUGUCAAAAGACACCACUAGGGGCGCUUUGUAUUUGUCCACCAGGCGAAGAGCUCGCGCCAGACAACUUUACUUGUAAAGAUCUGAACGAGUGCGAUCCACCUGGACUCUGUUCGCAACGCUGUACCAACACCAAGGGCUCGUACUUCUGUUCUUGCGUUGAUGGGUACGUGCUUGAGCCGAAUAAGCACACCUGUAAGGCGGUUAACCACUCGGCCGCAUUCCUGAUCAUCUCGAACCGUCACUCAAUCCUGGUAGCCGACCUGAAGGAACAGGGACUCGAGCGGGUUCCGAUCAUCGUAGAGAACGUGGUGGCAACCGCUUCGAACAUGCACACCGGCACAAUCUUCUGGAGCGACAUGAAGCUGAAGAAGAUCUCGCGUCUAGAUCGCGGGCAAGAGCCGCAGGAGAUCAUUUCUACUGGACUCGACCUAGUGGAGGGGUUGGCGUACGACUGGAUCGGUCAGAAUCUUUACUGGCUGGAUAGCAAGCUCAAUACAAUCGAGGUGUCGCACGAGAACGGUUCCAACCGGUUGGUAUUGGUGCGUGAAAACAUCACUCAACCUCGUGGCAUGUGUCUGGAUCCAAGUCCAGGUGCUAAGUGGCUGUUCUGGACAGACUGGGGCGAAAACCCUCGCAUCGAGCGUAUUGGUAUGGACGGCACGAUGAGGCAGACGAUCGUCAGUACGAAGAUCUACUGGCCAAAUGGACUGACUCUGGAUGUCGCCACACAGCGAGUUUAUUUCGCCGACUCGAAGCUAGACUUUAUCGACUUCUGCUAUUACAACGGUACGGGACGUCAACAGGUACUCGCCGCCAGCCACUACCUGCUGCACGCGCACUCGCUGUCGUUGUUCGAGGACACACUGUACUGGACGGAUCGCCAGCUGAACCGAGUGUUGUCGGCACACAAGUACCGAGGCACGAACCAAACCGUCGUCAGUCACCUGAUCUCGCAACCAUUGUCCGUGCACGUGCAUCACCCAUCGCUGCAGCCGAUGUACGAGAGUCCGUGCCGAUGGGCGGCAUGUCAGCAUGUCUGUCUGCUCAGCCCAUCUGAACCGUCCGGAUACGCGUGCAAGUGUCGACCGGGCUAUCGACUGCUAUCUGAAGGACGCUGUACAGAAGAAGAGAACGCCUUCAUCAUGCUACUCAAGGGCAACCAGAUCGUGGACGUGCCGUUCAAUGGAGGUGAUGCUCGCUCAAGCGGACUUAUGCCUGUUGUUGGUAUUGAAGGUGGUAUCAGCUUAGACUAUGAUCGCAAGGGUGAGAUGCUAUACUGGGUGCAAGGUCGCGAUGAGUCAGAUGAUGAGAAUUGUACGAUCUUUGCGACACCCUACGGAGGUGGCAAUCGAACGGAGUUCCUCGGUGCUGACACAGGACUCGUCGGAGCGGCCUACACCAUCGCAUUUGACUGGAUAGGUCGCAAUCUGUAUGUUGGUAAUCGACUCGCGUCCAACAUCGAGGCAAUCAGCGUCGAUGGCAAGGUGCGUUAUCGCACAGUCGUACUCGCCAACGAUGGCAACCGAACGUCGGUAGCAAAACCCAAACAACUUGCUCUAGAUCCUGCCGAUGGACGACUGUUCUGGAUUGAUGAAGGUGGGUUUGGUGUCCUGACGAAGGUGGCCGUUGCUGGCAUGGAUGGAUCGGACGCACGAGUCCUCGAUGACACUGUUCAGUUCCCGGAAUCAAUCACGGUAGAUGCGGAGAAGCGACGUGUGUACUACAGCACACGACUUCCACCAGCUGUCCUCUCGAUGGAUUACGACGGUACUGGACGGCGUACAAUCUUAAGCGAGGAGAACGCUAUAUCUCGUCCAAGGGCGCUGGCCGUGCUUGAAUCGCGGCUGUAUUUCUUGGAUCCAACAUACGAGAAGUUGGCACGCGUCGAUCUACCAAACGGCGAUAACGCCAAGCUGAUCCUUGAUAACGAGCCUGAUCUGCGCCAAAUGGUGAUCUAUAGAAAGCGGUCAUCCCUGCAACACCCAUGUACGAUGAAUAAUGGUGGAUGUGAACACCUGUGCAUACCACACACCGGUUCAUCGAGAGUGUGCGCUUGUGGAAUCGGCUACAAGAAGGAGAAUGAGGUAGCCUGCACACCAUACAAGACGUUUGCGGUGGUGUCACAGUUGGAUGUGACGCGAGGUUACAGCUUACGAGAUAGCACCGAGGCUAUGGUGCCGAUUGCUGGUCCAGGUCAUCAUAUUCUACACGUAGAUGUUCUCUACCGUGAGUCGUGGAUCUACUGGGUUGAGUACAAUCGUGGUCAUUGGAACGGCAUAUUCCGCGUGCGACCUAACGGCACAGAACUCCAGCAUAUAGUACGUGAGGGUAUCGGCAGUAAUGGCAUUCGAGGCAUCGCAAUCGACUGGGUAGCAGGUAACCUUUACUUCACUAACGUUUUCCCACACGAGAACUACGUCGAAGUGGCAUGGCUGGAUGGCACGCACCGGAAAGUGCUGGUGAAGACAACCAACGACGCACCCCGGGAGCUCGCAGUGAACCCAAUUAAAAGACUACUCUACUGGAUCGACUAUGGACAGUAUCCACGCAUCGGUAAGUGUCACCUCGAUGGGUCCAACUGGACGCCGGUGGUGACAUCCGGCAUCUCCAACCCACGAGAUCUCACGGUUGACAUGCUCACACACGACGUGUAUUGGGUCGAUUCGAAGCUCGAUAUGAUCCAGAAGGUUUCAUACAGUGGCGGCAACCGACAGGUGAUCCGUCGCAACCUCGCCAACCCGAUGGCACUGGCUGUCUUCCUUACCGAUGUCUACUGGGUAGAUCGUAACCUAGCGAGCGUGUUCCGAGCUUCCAAAUUCCCUGGUAACAGCACUCGACCUGAGCGACUCCGUACUAACCUGCCAAAGCUGCGAGACAUAACGAUUUACGACAUCAACAGCCAGCCUAUGGAUGACGGCAAUCCAUGCCUCCGACUCGGCAAUGGUGGAUGUGAUCAGCUGUGUUUCGCUCUGCCUCCAGACUAUAGCCAGAAACCUAGCUUCCGGUGUGACUGCGCUGUUGGACGACUUGCAGCUGACGGGCGUCAUUGUGAGUUGACUGAUGAGUAUAUCAUCUUUGCGACCCGAACAGAGAUCCGUGCGAUCGAUCUUGAUCCUGUGUCGACAAAUGUACCAUUCGCGCCAGUGGUUAACCUUACGAACGUGGUUGGGCUCGACUUCGACUAUGCCGACAACAAGCUGUUCUUUACACAGGUUCGCCCGUGGUCAAAGAUCGCGUGGUUGCGUGGUGACAAACCAGAUGCGACCGCCAUCACACCGGUCAUUACCCGAGGUAUCAAUCCCGAGGGUAUCGCGUACGACUGGACACAGCGCAAGAUCUACUGGACUGACAGCUCUAACAACUCGAUCUACGCAAUGAACACCGACGGUACCGAGCUAGUGAUGAUCGCGAGAGUUGAAAGACCUCGUGCCAUCGUGUUGGAUCCGUGCAAUGGCACGCUGUACUUCACAGAUUGGGGUCGCUUUGGGACGUCAGGCAAGAUCUUCCGCACGACGAUGGCUGGGUCUUUGAAACGUGCCAUCAUCGACCGGGAUCUGUCUCAGCCGUCCGGACUGGCGAUCGACUACGAUGAGCGGAUGCUCUACUGGACGGAUGCAGUACGGGAAAAGAUCGAGAGAGCACAAUUGGAUGGUCGCAACCGGGAGGUGUUGAUCUCCGCCACAAUCUAUCCAUUUGCUAUCACCGUGUUCAGGAACUACAUCUACUGGACGGAUCUGCAGCUCCGUGGAGUAUAUCGCGCCGAGAAGCACACUGGUGCAGGAGUACAUGAGAUGGUGAAGCGACUGGAGGACUCACCGCGUGAUAUCCAUAUCUAUAGUGCUACACGGCAGCAGUGCCAAGCUAACCCGUGCCUUCAGAACAACGGUGGAUGUGCACAAAGCUGUCACCCAGGCGCUAAUGGCAAGCCAGAAUGCAAAUGUGACGAGACUACGAAACCGGUCAACGAGGGCCGUAUGUGUGCACCUAAGAACCACACGUGUGACGCCAGCAAGUUCUACUGCCAGAACGGAAAGUGCAUCUCGCGUAUGUGGUCUUGCGACGGAGACGACGAUUGUGGCGAUGGAUCGGAUGAGGACGUGAACUACUGCGCGUUCCACUCGUGUGCCCCGAAUGAGUUCCGGUGCGCGAAUGGAAGGUGUAUCUUCAAGUCGUGGAAGUGCGAUCACGAAAACGACUGUAAGGACGGUUCAGAUGAGGAAGGAUGCUCAUAUCCACCAUGCGUGGAUGGUGAGUUCACGUGCGCCAACGACCGGUGUAUUCCACAGGCACAGGUGUGCAACGGAGUGAACGAUUGUAAGGAUAACGCGACUUCUGACGAGACGCAUGAGCGCUGCCCGACCAAUACCACCUGUCCACCAAACCACCUGAAAUGCGAUCGAACGAACAUCUGCGUGGAGCCGUACUGGUUGUGCGAUGGUGACAACGACUGUGGCGACAACUCAGAUGAGAACCCGCUCCAUUGCGCCCAACGCACCUGCCCGCAGAAUAGUUUCCGUUGCCCGAACCAUCGGUGUAUACCGGCGACUUGGUACUGCGAUGGUGACGAUGAUUGUGGUGAUGGUGCGGACGAACCUCCGGAGUACUGCAAAUCGGAAGGACGUACCUGCUUCGGAGACUUGUUCACCUGUGACAACGGCAACUGCAUCCCUCGGAUAUACAUCUGUGAUGGCGACAACGACUGUCUGGACAACUCAGACGAGGACAACCGACAUCAGUGCAACGAUCGUAAGUGCGAUGAAGAUACUGAGUUCACCUGUCACGAGAAUAAGGCGUGGGCGCGGGCUCAAUGCAUUCCCAAAAAGUGGAUCUGUGAUGGCGAUCCGGACUGUGUGGACGGUGCGGAUGAGAACACCACGCUUCAGCAUUGUCCUACGCCCCAGCCGUGUGGAGACGAUCAGUUCACCUGUUCGAAUGGUCGGUGUAUAAACCAGGGAUGGGUGUGUGAUCACGACAACGAUUGCGGUGACGGUUCGGACGAGGGCAAGAACUGCAACAGUCAGUACAAGACGUGUACACCACAGGAGUUCACGUGCCAGAACUUCAAGUGUAUCCGCAACCAGUACCGGUGUGACGGUGAGGACGAUUGUGGUGACCACUCAGACGAGGCCAAUUGCAAGAAGGAAAACAGCACAUGUGUGGAAGGCAAGUUCACAUGCAACAACGGCCAGUGCAUCGACUACCAUCUCGUAUGCAACAAGGUGCCAGACUGUUCGGACGAAUCAGAUGAACCUUUGCAUUGUAACGUCGAUGAGUGUGCCAAGGUGGAGAUCCAUCGGUGUGGCCACAAGUGCGUAGAUACACUUACCAGCUACUACUGCGACUGCAACCAGGGUUACAAGCUGCUAGAGGACGGUAAGGCUUGUGCAGAUAUAGAUGAGUGCAUUGAAACGCCGGGCGUUUGCUCGCAGCACUGCUCUAACACACCUGGUGGCUACUACUGCAAAUGUGACGAACGCUACUAUGAACGUCAAAACGAUGAGCACACCUGCAAACGAAAGGACGCAACGGACCCGUGGUUGAUAUUCAGCAACAAGUACUACGUGCGAAACAUGUCCGUCGAUGGCCAUCAGUACAACUUAAUUCAUCAAGAUCUAAUGAACGUAGUGGCGAUCGACUUCGAUAUGAAAGAGCGCGAGAUGUACUUCUGCGACGUAACAGCCAAGACGAUCUUUAAAUCCAAGUUCGGAACCCUUGUGGACGGAGUGCGCAUUGAGAAGACGCCGGUGAUCAAGCACGACUCGCACGGACUAGAAGGAAUCGCGAUCGAUUGGGUCGGACGCAAGCUGUAUUGGCUUGAUCGUCACUCGAAGAACUUAGACGUGGCCGAGCUAGAUGGUACACGACGAAAGACGCUUCGUUCGGGUGUUGUCGAUCCACGUGCUAUCGUAGUACAUCCGGGGAUUGGCUAUCUUUACUUCUCGUCUUGGCACCUGCAGGCUUACAUCGCCAAGAUGGGCAUGGAUGGGUCAAACUUCACGCGCAUUCUCACGUGGGAAGACGACAUCGCUUGGCCAAAUGCGCUCACCAUCGACUACUUUACCGAUCGCAUCUACUGGGCGGAUGCUCAUCUUGACUACAUUGCGUUCGCUGACUUGGAAGGGCGACAUCGACACGUGGUGCUCUCUGGCGCCCGAGUCCCGCAUGUGUUCGCACUGUCAAUCUUCGACGAUAGUCUCUAUUGGACCGACUGGAACUUGAAGGCAAUUCUGAAGGCUAACAAGUUCACUGGCGCCAACUACACGGUCGUGCGUAACACCACGCAUCGUCCAUACGACGUGCACAUAAGCCAUCCACUACGACAGGUGCCUUUCGUUAAUCCUUGCGGUACAACGAACGGAGGCUGUUCACAUCUCUGCUUGUUGGCGCCUCCGUUAGAGUCGACUUACCUCAACGUAGAAGGCUAUCUGGAGGAGGGCGCUCCCAGCUACCGUUGCGGCUGCCCCAACCAAUUCUACUUGGCGCGUGAUCAGAAGACAUGUAUCGCCAACUGCACCAGUGGACAGCACCGAUGCGGUGGAAUGGAUGAGAAGUGUAUACCAUGGUUCUGGAAGUGUGAUGGUGAGCCAGACUGUAAGGAUCGAUCGGAUGAACCGGAGAGUUGUCCGGCAAGACACUGCCGCGCAGGAACCUUCCAGUGUGGUAAUGGAAACUGCACUCCUUCGACAACAAUUUGUGAUGGAACGGAUGACUGUGGUGAUGGCACGGACGAACAGAACUGUGAUCUGCCUUGUCCGGUAUCUGACUUCAAGUGCAAAUCGAGCGGCCGCUGUAUUCUCGACAGCUGGAAGUGCGACGGUGAUGCCGAUUGUAAGGACGGCAGUGAUGAGGAUUCGGAGAUAUGUCAUAAGCGAGUUUGCGAUCCAGAGACGGAGUUCAGCUGCAAGAAUGGGCGGUGCAUACCAAAGCUGUGGAUGUGUGACUUCGACAACGACUGCGGUGAUGACUCAGACGAGCCGGCAUAUAUGUGCAGACAACGCAAUUGUACCACGGGUUGGUCACGCUGUCCUGGUCAGUCCAACUACCGCUGCAUUCCGAAGUGGCUGUUCUGCGAUGGUAAGGAUGAUUGCCGCGAUAAGAGCGAUGAGCUGCCAGAAAACUGUCCGCAGUGUAAUCUAGAUACAGACUUCAAGUGCAACAACAACCGUUGUAUCCCAAGACAAUGGAUGUGUGACUUCGCCGACGAUUGUGGAGAUGGUAGCGAUGAAAGCGAAGCACAGUGCAAGGGCAAGUACCGCGAGUGCUCCGAGUCGGAGUUCCGCUGUGACAACGGCAAGUGUAUUUCGAGCCGAUGGCGCUGCGAUCACGAGGACGACUGCGGAGACAACUCGGAUGAGUAUGGCUGCGAGGGCUUCCAGUGCAAGAACGGCACGUUCCAGUGCAGCUCCGGCCAUUGUAUCGCAGCAUACUUCCGAUGUGAUGGCGACCGCGAUUGCCGCGACAUGUCAGACGAGAUCGGCUGUCCGCCACGGUUCCCAGGAGGUCGUUAUUGUCCUGAAUCGCGCUUCCAGUGUGCCAACAACCUGUGCGUGCUGCCUUCAGAUCUCUGCGAUGGUACGGACGAUUGUGGUGACAACUCCGACGAGGCAGCUGCUGUCUGUACUAACUUCAAUUGCGACACACUUCGGCGGUUCCAGUGCGCGAACCAUCGUUGCGUCGCCCGGUAUCAGAUCUGCGAUGGUGUCGACAACUGCGGAGAUGGAUCGGAUGAGAACAACAUGACACUGUGUGCGGCUCGUCAGAAGCCGUGCGAUCUUUACACACAGUACCAAUGUGCCAACCGGAAGUGUAUCGAUCGAGCGCUUGUUUGCGACUACGCAGAUGACUGUGGUGAUGGAUCGGACGAGCUGGGUUGUCACCGAACGGCCAGCUGUUCAGCCAUGGCGAAGGGUGGCUGUGAACACCACUGUGUGAACCUGACUGAUGGAGGAUACAUCUGUGCCUGCUAUGCCGGUUUCAUCAUCAACGCAACCAACAAGAAACAUUGUACUGACAUCGACGAGUGCGCGACAGGCACCCACGGAUGUUCACAGCUAUGUACUAACCUCAACGGCACGUACGAGUGCUCCUGUCGGGAAGGCUUCCGAUUGUCGGAUCGCGUAUCCGGUGUAUGCAAGGCUCUAAAGGGUGAACCACUUGUGGUGUUGUCCGGCGGACCUGAGAUCCGGGCGUAUGAUGCUGUUAAAAAUCGCCAGUUCGACGUGAUCGCAGGUGAGAAGCGCAUUGAAGCACUCGACUAUAACCCCGAAUCGCAGAUGAUCUUCUGGACGGACAGCUAUGACAAAACGAUCAAACGCUCGUACAUGGUGAACGCGAUGAACGGAGACGCAAAGGUCGGAUUCGCGCAAGACCUCAAUAUGAAGGGUGGCACGAAACCGACGGCACUUGCCGUCGACUGGGUAGCGGAUAACCUUUACUGGGCUGAGACGGACCGUACCGGUUCGAAGCCUCGCGGGCGCAUUAUGGUGGCGAAGACAGAUGGUCGGUAUCGUAGAGCUGUAGUACAGGCUGGACUUGAGGUUCCGACUUCGAUUGCUGUUGAUCCUCAGCUUGGGCGCAUGUUCUGGGCAGAUGCUGGAACGGCUCCCAAGAUUGAGGUGUCCUGGAUGGACGGCUCGAAGCGACGACCCAUUAUUACGGAGGCGAUCCGGCACCCAGCCGGACUGACGAUCGACUACUCGCAGGACCAUGCGGUGUACUGGGUUGAUACCAAGCUCAACACGAUCGAGGUGAUGAAGCCCGAUGGUACUAUGCGUCGUGCCGUGCUUAAGGGUGACCUGCUCAAGCACCCGGUCUCGCUGGAUGUGUUCGAGUCGAGUCUCUACUGGGUGACCCGUGACACUGGUGAACUACUGCGUCAGGACAAGUUUGGUCGAGGUGUCCAGGUGACGGUGCAGCGCAAUCUUGCCAAUCCGUCCAGCAUAAAGGUCUAUCAUGAGUUGCGCUACAACACCACACUGAACAAUCCGUGCUACAGGAACCCAUGUUCGCAUCUGUGCCUAUUGGUGCCUGGUGGACGACGUUGCUCCUGCCCGGACAACACCGUGCCGACGUCCCAUCGCAGCACGGCUGAGAUCAUUUGUGAUGCCCCUGUUGAACGACCACGACCGGCCCCACGUGUCUGUCCCUGUCAGAACGGAGGUCUAUGCAAGGAGGGAGAUGCUGGAUCAGGCGCCACGAACGGUGAACUGAUGUGUGUCUGCCUCCCAGAGUUCUCUGGAGUGCAUUGCGAGGUGCACAGUGAGAAGAUCCUUGGUACCGCUGGUAGUAGCACGACCGCCAUUUUCGUUCCGUUGUUGAUCGUCAUGCUAAUCAUCAUAGCCAUCGGACUUUUCGUGAUCGUCAAAAAGCGACCAUUCGGCAAACCGAGUCUGUCAUCGUCACAGAGCGUCUCUUUCCGUCCCGGUACGAACGUCGAGUUCAAUUCGUCCGAGUUUCCGUCCGCCCAACGAGUACCGACCGCUGGUGGAGGCGCCGCCUCUGCCGCGGCCACCGCCGGGACCACCAUCACACCCCUUGACGGCUACAGCCUGGAUACGCUCAACAACAAGAACACCGACUUCAGCAACCCGAUGUAUGACGCCGUCCAGGCCGGUUCUGAUCCGAUGUCAGCCAGCAAUAUGACCUCCGACAUAUACGAGGUGCCGUCGGACGUCGGCAAGCUAAAUGGUCGAAAGGAGGGCUCAUCGAUCUCUAGCGGUCCAUUUACUGAACCUGUUUCGGCGAUAUUAGCCCCGAGCAGUAUCACCCACAAAACUUCGCCCCAGCUGAAUCUGCGCCCGAAGGAGCUCAAUCCGUCGAUGCAUGACACGGGCAAGGACACGCAGCUGUUAGUCGAGGAGGAUAAGUCGGAGUGCUAGAACGUAGGAAGACCGCUUGCAGGCGGUAGGCGGCUUCUUUAGGAUGCCGUACCGUUUUGGCGGGUGUAUGUACAUGUGCUGUAGGAGCCAAGCUCAAAUCACAACCGAAUGCAAAUGAACCGGCACCAGGGAUGGGGGAGAAGACGUGCAGGCAGGGAUAAGGGAGGGAACAUAGGGUCUGCCGAGGAGCAGUGUGGGUGGGACCAAAAGCACGGUCCGACACACGGUUCCUCUUUUAUGAGAAGCCUACGAAUUAAGCGAUACAUAUACGAACAUAUCCUAAGGUUUUUUUCUGUUAAGGUUCCUCGCGGCGGUUCGCUGGGUGGACUUAUUCCACGAACAAGAUAACCCGCAUGGUGACGUCCAGUAGUGUCAAUGACGCACCACGUGGUGAAAGCCAAAAGCGAGACGAACACAAAAAGACAAUGGAAGGCAGGAACGUUUCACCUAUUAGCGUUGUAUAUAGUUAAAAAGAGAUUUGUGUGUUAUUGUGGCAAAACCGGACUCGAAAGCAGUUGUGCAACAGCUGCCACACACUUGUCACCCGAUGCCGAGAUUCCGCAAUCGCCAGUCGCAAGUUGACACUGAAGUGAGGGCGGCAGGUGACCACAUAGUAGGAUGUUGUAAGGUGAACGUAAACGAGGCGCUACAAAAGGCGCGAGAAAAUAAGAUGUUAUUUUAUCCUGAGUAUUGUUGUUCUAACGUAUUCUUACGACAAUGAUUGUGCGAGUGCUGAUCCUUAACGAUGUGGAGUCGGAUCCUGGUAAUCUCGAAAAAAAGGCACGAACAAGAGGAUAGAAAAAUGGGGACGGGAUAUGAGGGCAAAAAGAGGGCAAGGAUUCAUUUACAUUCUUUCUUAAUAAGUUGAGCGAGUUUUAAAGGAAUCUAUUCAAGGAUGUACAUUCUUGGAGCAAAAGUUAACUUGUUGAGACAUUGACAGAACAAAAGCAAUACGCUCUUCGAAGGCGCACUUAAUCCCUAUAAGCUCCAUUUUUUCGAUCCUUUGAGUGACCUUUAAGGACACGCAACCAUUGUAAUCGUUACAAUCGCGAUCACUAUCGUGGAUUUAAGUGCGUGCGCGUGUGUAUGUGUGCGUUUGUAGGAGUUGUGCGUUUGAGCCGGAACUGAUCCGCAGAAAGGCUGCGCAUGCGUGGGAGAGUGAACGAGACACAGAGGGCUUGAUAGAACGAACGAAAAGCAAAAUGGCUACCGUUUGUGCUGCUUCGGUUGCGCCCUGCACCGCCUGCUAUUAUUAAUUUUAUGCUUGUUAAAAGUUAGUUGUUACAGUUUGUUCUCAAUGAACAUGACAAUAAUUAUAUUUAUAUACGUAUCUAUAUGUGUUUCUCGGUGAACCGGGUAUCUCGAUAUGGUUGCAUGGCUAGGAACAUGAGCACGUGGCAUCCGAUCAGUAGGCUCGACCCACGAGUCUCCGCAGUCGAUCAGUGGAAAAAACGCGUCUGGGCGGAAACGUGGCUUAGACAAUGAACCGUCCAGAGGAGCAUGGGUGUUGUAGGGUAGGCAGAACAAGAGGAGAGCGGAGAUGGGCAUGAAACCAGAUUAUCACUAGACUACACUAGAUCUAGCCGGUAUGUCGUGUAUUACUAGGAAAACACUACACGCGUGCAAUGGCGGCUGCUUCGUGCAACCAAAAUCUGGAAGUUUCAAAUCUGCGCGACCGGGCGCGAAUGCGCACAUACACACACCACAUACACACACACAUAGAACACAAAUACACGCACUCGCGCAUUGGACAGUGUCUGAACCAACAGAAGGGAGAGCACUAUAAUAAAAAAACGAUCAAACCAUGU